AUGGAUCAUUUAAUUAAUUUUACGACCCCUACUAUAGCAAAAAGAAAAGAACACUCGUCCAGCCCUGUGAUGAGAAUCCGCACAAAAAUGCAAAUAAGAGCUGAACACUCCUUGAAACACCAAACACAAAUACCAAACGCACAACCACAAAAUAAAGAAAUUUUUGAAAAAUUUAAAAAGCUUUUACAAGAUAUUGCAAGCGGAGGUGCUUAUAAACCCUGCGGUAGAAGAUCACUGAAUACUCUGAAAAAUCAAAGCGCAAGCAAUUCACCAUCCAGAAAUUCUGUGAGAAAUCGUUUGCUACACACAUUAGGGCCUGAUGAUAGCGACACAGAAAAUACUCUUUAUGUGAAAAGGAAAACCAAGCAGAGAUAUAUAAAAACGAAUGAACUGUACAGGCAUAGCACAAUAUCUAAUAUUAAAGGAAGCAAAAGAGAGUUUAACGACCCUUAUAAUAUGAGUCAAAAAUUAAUAAAAACUUCUCAAUGCAAAUUGCUUCCAAAAAAUCAAAAUACGACUAUAACAGAAUCUUUAAUGCAGAAUUCUUUAUCAGCAAGACACAAUAUAAGACUAUGCAAAGAGUUUUCAAGUAAAACACCAAGAUCAAGCACUUUAUACAAAAAUUUAUCUAACUCGCCUAUCUUUGAUUGAACCGAUUGUCAUUGAUCUAAGGUGGUGGGAAUGGGCUGGCUAUAUAAAAAAAUGCUGAUUAAGGAUGGGGGAGUAAGGAAAGAUCAAUCAAUAAAGAAACCCCAAGAAUUUUUUAUCAGCCUGCAACGAAAAAAAUGAGAGUUAAGGUUUCUAACUCUCUACCUCUGAGAAAAAGGAAGAAAUUCAAAUCUCAAUUUUGGAAGAAUCAUAUAAUAAGGAUUAUUUUUUCUCAUGCCAUUACCUAUUAUUUAAAUAAAUAGCUAUUAGCGUUUCUACUUUAGCUAAUACUUUUUAAGAAACUCGCAUCCAAAAAUAUUAACUUUAGUAGUAAAAAUUCUUGCUUCCUCCGUGAGCGAACAAAAUCAUUUGAAAAAUCCCUAUAAACCCAAAAAAUGUUUUUGAAAAAUCAUUUUACUAUAAGAAGUGGAUUAAGAAGAAUUUGAGAUCUAUAUCAAACGAUUUAUCUGGUUGGAAAGUUGAGCUAUAA
This is a messenger RNA of Blepharisma stoltei, 1138 nucleotides long. Lineage: Eukaryota; Ciliophora; Heterotrichea; Heterotrichida; Blepharismidae. The record is from the annotation of a GenBank genome assembly.